Messenger RNA from Erpetoichthys calabaricus (reedfish), 1643 nucleotides. RefSeq names its product zinc finger BED domain-containing protein 4-like. NCBI's taxonomy places the organism in Eukaryota, Metazoa, Chordata, Cladistia, Polypteriformes, Polypteridae. Bases 59 to 1216 code for a protein of 385 amino acids. Gene Ontology annotation, molecular function: protein dimerization activity. The record is from RefSeq and is a predicted model, not a curated record. The transcript has 2 exons.
UGCAAAACAAUUCCGCGGCUCGCACACCAGCCAGGCUAUAGCGCAUGUGUUUGAGGAAAUGCUCCAGACAUGGGGUAUACCUAAAACAUCAGUACAUGUUGUGCUUCGUGACAAUGCCAAAAACAUGAUUAAAGCCAUGAAUGACGCAGGGCUCCCAAGUCUGCCGUGUGUCGCGCACACGCUCCAACUGGCUGUUCACGAGGGCUUAUUAGCACAGAGGAGCAUAGCUGAUGCUAUAGCAGUGGGGCGGAAGAUAGUUGGGCAUUUUAAACAUUCCGCCUUAACCUACUCCCGCCUCGAGGACAUUCAGGGACAGCUCAACCAGCCAAUAAAGAGACUGCAGCAGGACGUACAGACGUGCUGGAACAGCACGUAUUACAUGCUCCAGUCCCUCAUUGAGCGAGUGCUGGGGGUGUAUGUGUCCGAGCAUGAACUCCCUGACUAUCUCACCGCUCACCAAUGGGCUCUUAUGGAGAAGACAGUUGCCAUCCUUGCCCCCUUUGAGGAACUAACUAAAAAAGUGAGCAGCUACGACGCACUAGCCUCUGAUGUCAUCCCAGCUGUGACUGUGCUAGUGAGACUUCUAAACAGAGAAACAGACGAGGACCACGGCGUCAAGACAAUGAAAGCAACCUUACUGGCAGCUGUCAAGAAGCGCUUCAGUGACGUCGAGACCAACCCACUGUACUUCAUCUCCACCAUACUUGACCCAAGGUAUAAAGAUCGCUUCUUCUCCAACACUGCUCCGGAGGCCAAGCUGCACCUGAAGCAGGAGCUGCAGAUGAUGUCCAGAGCUGAGGCAGAGGGGAGUCAGGCAGAAGCUGCAGAACCUCCUGCUAAACUGUUCCUCAAGGCCCAGGCCAGCACUAGCAGCAGUCUGGACACUGUAUUUGAAGAAAUCGCUAAGGAGCAGCCCCAGGCAGCACAGCCGCUGGCAGCAGGUGCUGCCAUUGAGCUCGACACAUACCUCGGAGAGGCCCCAAGCCCUCAUGAAGACAGUCCUCUGAAGUACUGGGGUGUCAACAAAAUCAGGUUCCCCACUUUGGCUAAAAUGGCCCAGAAAUACCUCUCAGCCCCAUGUAGCAGGGUGGAAAGUGAAAGGCUUUUUAGCUCAGUGUCACACAUUAUAGAUGAAAACAGAAACAGGCUGACUGCUGAUAAUGCAGAAAAGCUACUUUUCUUAAAAAAAAACCUGCCACUCACAUUUUCUAAAUAGGCUCCAUUAAGUGAGUCGUCUUAGACUUGAUGUUAAUACCUACCUCAGUUGCACUGACUGCCACAGUUCUAUGUUGGUGGAUGUUGUUAGUUUAUUCAAAUAUUGUGCACUAAAUAGCAAAGAUGUUUAUUAAUGCCCCUUGUGUUGUCCAAAGCGGCAGAGUUUACAACAAACUGAAAAAAAUACUUGAGUUGCACUGUCACUGUUUACAUUUUUUUUUAUAAUUAUUUAUUCUGUAAUAUGUUGCAUACAACAUGCUUUUCAUUUUAAAUAAAUGUUCUUAAUUCCAAACUAGUCCCUUGUUUUUUUUUUUGUUAAAUUAUAUGACUAAAGCUGUUACCUGUAAAUUUAAAUCAUGUUUUUAUUAAGUACUCGGUAUCGGCGAGUACUGAAAUGCAAGUACUCGUACUCGUUUUCCAAAAAAGUG